AUGUUGAUUUAUGUUGAUGAUUUAUUAAUCACUGGAAGUUCCAAGGAGAUAAUAGAAGCUGCUAAGCAAGUUUUGAAAGAUAAUUUUAAAAUAAAGGAUUUGGGGUACCUCAGAUACUUUCUUCGCAUUGGGUUUUCCAGAAACACAGAUGGAAUUCUCAUGCACCAAAGGAAAUAUGCUAUGGAGCUUAUAGCUGAUUCUGGCCUAAGUGGUUCCAAACCAGCAGGAACACCUGUUGAGGUAAAUCAAAAGCUGACUACAUCAGAGUUUGAUACUUAUUUUAUGCAUGCAGAUGAUCCUGUUCUAACACAUCCGGAAGAAUAUCAAAGACUCACAGGAAGAUUAUUAUAUCUUACUAUUGCACGGCUUGACAUUGCUUUUGUAGUGCAAAAUUUGAGUUAG
Molecule: messenger RNA, 402 nt
Organism: Capsicum annuum
Lineage: Eukaryota; Viridiplantae; Streptophyta; Magnoliopsida; Solanales; Solanaceae
Exons: 1
Coding region: 1-402 (133 amino acids)
Source: RefSeq, a predicted model, not a curated record